Thamnophis elegans (Western terrestrial garter snake) is the source of this 6619-nucleotide messenger RNA. RefSeq names its product transcriptional activator SPT7-like. Bases 3450 to 6338 code for a protein of 962 amino acids. The record is from RefSeq and is a predicted model, not a curated record. The transcript has a single exon. NCBI's taxonomy places the organism in Eukaryota, Metazoa, Chordata, Lepidosauria, Squamata, Natricidae.
UUGUGACCUUCUGACAAGCAAAAUCAAUGGGGAAGCCAGAUUCACUCAACAACCGUGUUACUAAAUUAACAUAUGCAGUGAUUCUUUUUACAACUCUGGAAAGAAAGUUUGAAAAAUGGGGCAAAACUCACUUAACAACUGUCUUGCUUAGCAAUAGAAAUUUUGGGCUCCUUUGUGGUCGUAAGUGGAGGAUUACCUGUAGAUUAAUUUGUGCUUAAUAUAAAAUGCCUUAAUGCAAAGCAAAAUUGAAUUUUAAUAUUAGGGUAUAUUUUAUAUAAUAUUUUUAUAGCUUGGUACAUCAUUCUAUAAUACUUGUAGCUUCUUUUGCAUGUUUAAAAAUGUAAAAAUAAAGUAAUAUAAUUUAUCAGAUUCUCAUAUGAACUUGAUAGUUUGGGCAUAUCCAUGUAACUAGUCCAGGAAGUACUGUGUUUACUCUAAAUUCACUUUGUUUUUAAUUGCAGGAGAUCCUCAACCUAGGCCCAUUCGUUCAGCGACAUUCAAAGUUAUGAUGAUGUUGAACGAAUGGUGGUUAAGACCAGUCUUUGGAAUUCCAGCUAUCUCAGUAUCCCUGUGGUCACAUGAUCAUGCUCUGGGAACUUGGCAACCAGUUAGCACUUACAACUAGUUGCAGUACCCCAGGAUCAUGUGAUCGCUAUUUGCAACCUUCCUUGUCGGCUUCACCAGAAAGCCAAUGGGAAAGCUGAAAGGGAGGGUCAGAAGUCACUGGGGUAAGUCUCCCCUACCUCACCAUGCCGGCCACUCGGAAACCCCAUGCGCUCUUCCUGACCCAUGUUGUACUUCUCAUGCACCCCCUUGAACUCUCGUGCUUCCUCCUCAACUUACACUAUGCCUCUUACACUUGCCCUUGCACUCUCCUUCACCCAGCAGCCGCCACUUGCCUGCUGGCUUCCCCAAGUGACUUUGGUUGUGGGAAACUAGCAGGAAGUUGUCUUUCCUAAUGACUGUGGAAUUUGGUUAACAACAGAAACUGGGACUCAUAUAAUUGCUAUUUGAAUUCUUUCCUCAUGGCUUCCCCAGAAAGUCAAUGGGGAAGCCGGCAGGGAAGGUUGCAAGUCACUGAGGUAAGUCUUCUGCACCAUAUUAGUCACUUGCACAUUCUUGUGCAUUCUCUCUGUUUUGUGCCGCACGUCUCAUCCAGCCUUGCACACCCUUCCUGACUUGCACCCUGAUUCUCCCACACUCCCACACACCUUCCCUGAUCUUUACGCUCACUCCCUCACAUCCUCCUCCACUGGGCAGCAGCCACUUAUCUGCCUGCUAAACUUGGGGCUUGCAACUUCCUGCCAGUUUCCCCAUUAAGUUUGAUUGUGGGAAGCCGGAAGGAAGUUGCUUUGCCCAAAAAAUUAACAAUAUCCUUUUAGACAAAUAUAGGUGGCUACUUAGGAUUAUGGAAUCGUUCCAUACUCUGUAUAAUUAUUUGUGGUUGUUUUAGAGAAGCAAAAGAAACUAGAAUCAGAAGUUUUAGGAUUAGAAUUAUUAUUAGUAGUAUUAGAUGAAUACUAAUAGAAAUAUUAGAAGUAGCGUCUAACAGAUGAAAUAAUGAGAGUGCCAAGCUUCCCUUACAGUAGUGAAUUGUGGUAUAAUGUACCUGUUAGGUUGUUGGUUAUAUAUCACAGCAUGGCACAUGAUAUUAGAGUCACAAUUGGAAGAUUUGCAAAUUGUAGGUCUUUGUGAUCCUGCCCUCAAGAUUCUAUUAUUGCAGUUUUCAUCUUAUAUAUUAACCAUCAAUAACACUUUUAAGAAGAUAAAAAUAUUUUUAUUUAGUAAAGAAUGCAGGCUAGUGUUAUCAUUUUAAAGCAAAGUACAUAAGAGUAACAAUCUAAUUCUCUGUUAUUCUUCAUUUUUCUACCACUAUUCUCAGUAUUUGCUCUUUACAUAUGUUUGUUACAUAGAGAUGACUUAAUUUUAGCUGAGUGUGCUAUGGUGAUGAUGGGUCUAAAUAACACAAAGCAUCCAAUAAUUGCAAACCAUCAUUAUUAUUUAAAACAAAGUUUCCUAACUCUAUACCUUUAAGUUAUGUAAAUUUCAACUCCCAUGCUGGCUGGGGAAUUCUGAGAAUUGAAGUCUCCACACCUUAAAGUUGCAGAGGUUGAGAAACACUGAUUCAAGCAGUUUGGUACUGCUGUUUCAUGUAAUUUAUUCCAGGCUUCUUAUUGCUCUGUUGAACACUUUAUUUUCUUAGGCAAAAAAAGAUUGGUGUUGCAGUUUUUACUUACUUUCUUAAUGUUGUCUUCCUAAUUCUAAACCAGACUGGUCCCCCCUCCUUCAACUGAAUUGGUUUGGAUAAAAAUUUGCUUCUUAUAAAUUGAUGACUUUAUUCAGAUUUUCUCAGUGAAGUGGAAUAUCAUGUUAAGCUCUAAUUGUAAUAUACAACUGUGAUAUACAUAUACAUACAUACAUAUGUAUAAUAUAAUAUAGUUUUGCAAAAUAUCUUCUUCCAUUUUGUUUGUUAUUUUAGUGCAAUUUUUCAAAAUGCUUUCAUUAAAAAAAAAUUUUUUUGAUUCAGUGGAUUAAAGGGAUUCUCUUUGAUCUGAUAAUUUCCUGUAGGUUUGCACAGUUGUUUUGAAAAUGAUGUACAAGGAAGCCUCUGGAGAAAUCCAAAAACACAUCCAAUGACUGUUACAGUUUAAGUUGACCUGUUUACUCAGUAUAUAAUUUAAGUGGGGCUUAAUUUAAAUAUAAUUAACCUAUAUAUCCUAUUUCAGUUAGUUUGUUUUUAUUUAUUUUAUUUAUUUUCUGUUAUUUAUGAGCCAAAUUAGUGUCAACACCCCAAAUAAGAUUAGGAUAUGCAUAUAAAAUGCCUUGGUGUUCAUAUUAAUGUAACAGUGUAAAAAAGAAACUGUUAUAGUUAAAUUGAUGCUAAAUGCAUUGAUGAGUCUCUAUUAUAUUUGAACUUUGACAUUCAAAUAAUUAAACUAUAAUUGAUUUACAGCAUUUUGGUAUAUCAUAUAAUUAAGAAGUAGAUGCAUAAAUGCAUUUAUUUGCCAUCAGAAAAUUCUGCUGUAAACAUACCUGUAAUUAAAAACCUCCUUUCAAAAACUCCUAUGUAUUUCUUAGACAAUCAAAUAAUUUGAAACCAUAUACAGCUUCAACAGAAUGCAAAGCAGCUAUAAAAGUACUGUUGUUCAUUUCCAAAACCUGACUCUUUUUCAUUUCUCAUUAAAAAUAUGAAUCUAGAAAACUUACCAGAGUUCUCUGAGAUCAUUUAAUUCAAAAUACCAGAGCACAAUUGGUCAAAAAUGUUUGUUUUAAAAUACAGUAAUAAAUUUAUACUGUUACAAUGAUGUUAGGCACAUUUUUAGAUGUUUGUAACUAGAAAAGGAGAAAACGUACUUGUUAAAAUUUAAUUCUCAAUUGAUCUCAGGUUUGAGAUGUUAUACCAUCUAGUUGAUAAAGGAAAGAUUUAGGUACUUGUUUCCUGUGCAAUAAUGCAUGAAUGCUGCAUCAGGAUCUUUGUUAUCUAUUUAAUUAUCAUCUAUUUGAGUAACUUAUGUUUAAUGCUAAUUUUUCUUGCUCCAAUUACAAUGCAGGAUUCAGAGCAUUGGGUUUUUAUAGAAAGAGGAACUUCUGGGCUGGAAGAGCUAGCACUAAAACAAAUUAUUAAGACCCAGAAGGAAGAAUCAAGCGCAGGUGCCUCAGGAAAGCAAACAGAUUUGGACUUUUCAAAAGAGCCCACCGCAGUAGGGGUAGACAAGGCAGCAACAAAGCAAGAGGUGAAAGCAAAUGAGGGAAGCAAAAUAAAGGUCCACAGAAAAGCCAAAAUGAUAGCCAGUCCAGAAGAUUUUGAAUCAUUUUGGGACGAUGAUAAGAAUGAGAAAGAUUACAGAAAAAAAUCUUCUAAGACAGAAAAGCUUCCUGGGGAAAGAGAAGAAAAGAGCAAUAAAACGGAGGCAGCACUGUUUGUUUCUUCUGAACCUGAGAAAAAAGAAGAAAAGAAAGACAAAAUAAAGAAUGUGGUGCUAGCCUCCACUGAAAAUAUACAACCCACUGGCCUGCACCAAUCUAAAGACGGACCAACAUGUGCCUCGGUUCAUCCAGAAUCUCCCAAAAAAGAAAACAGAAUUCUAAUAAGCGAACAUAGGACUUCCUUGAAAUUAUCAGAAAAGGAAGUUCUUCAGGAUACCUCAGAUUCUGACUCAGUUAAAACUAAGGUGAAACUAAGCGAUAAGACAGGAUCCUCUGCUGCCGAACGGAUCAUCUAUUUGGAUUCUGAAGAAACAGAUGAAACAAAUGAUGAGACCAAGGAAAUACUUGACCAAAAAAAGAAUUGUGCCUUUGAAACGAGGCAAGAAAGUGAAAUAGAAAAACAGAAGAGCAUUAGUUUUGCCCCAGUUAUAGGAAAGAGAGAGGGAGAAAAUGUGCUUCCAUUCCCCUUACCCACAUAUUGUGAAGGAAUGUCAGACAUCAGCGAAACAAUUCUUCAGUCAGAGCAGUCCGAGACUGCAGAUGACAACAUACACUCUAUUAAGCAGUCUUCAAAUGAAAAAAAAGCUCAUUCAUCCAUUUCAGGGGAAGGUGUGCCUAUAGAGUCAGAUGAUUAUGGAAUCAAAGAUGAUCAGAAAUGCAGUGCAUUUUCUUCGACAGAUGAAGCCUGUGGAAAGGAUUCCAUAAUCCCAUUAUCAGUGCCUCAGUUACAAUCUGGAUUCUCCACCAAAGAGGCAACAGCUUAUCCUUCUUACGAACAUAAAAAAGGAGUGGAUGAAACAUAUAACAGCAGUCCUCCAGAAGGGAAAAAAGAAUAUGAUAAGAAGGAGGCUGAUACUGCCAUAGGAACACAGAGCAUAAUAUUAAAAACUUCAGAAAAUCAAAGCAGAAGAAAUAAGUUAGAAGAAAUGGAAGCUACUCAAAUACUUCUUCAGAUGGAAGCCAUAGAAUAUAUGGACUCCACCAUGAUUGCCUCACACAAUCAGCUUUCCUGUUCUUCAGAAAUUUCAACUAGAGGUUCACAUAUAUCGCAAGAAGCAAAAACAGAAAAAUUAGCCCAAGAACAGACUCAAGAUUCAAACUGGCCUCUUCAGAACAAAUUAUCAGAAGGUCAGGAACUAGUCCAAAGUAAAUACAUCAGAUCUGAAGAUUCCACCAAAGAUGAACUUCCUGACUCAGAGCUAUUAGCCAAAGAUGAAAGUAUUGAAUUGAAAAGUCCAGCCAUAAACAAACAAGAAAUGGAAAGUGGAGCCUUUGUUAAUUCUAGUGAACAGGCUCCAAUGACAAAAGAUAAGUCUACCCUGUCAGAAGAUUCAACUAAAAAUAAACCAUCAGAUUCACAUAAUAUGUCAGAAUGUAGAGAAACAGCUAAAUAUGAAUCCUCCGAGACUGAAGAGUAUGACAGAAAUGAGUCUCAUAAAUUAAAUGGGAUAGCUAAAUAUAAAUUCCAAGAAUCAGCAGAACUCCCAAAAUUAGAAGAGGUGGCUAAGAAUAAUAUUCCAGAAUGGGAGGACUUAGGUAAAGAUAAGCUCUGUGAAAUGAAUGAGCUGACCAAAGAUAAUACUGCAAAGUCAGAGGAUAUCGUUUUAACUUUAAAUCUAGAUGACGUAGUUCAGGGUACAACCUCUGGCUUGAAGCAGCCAUCUAGGGAUACAAUAUUAUUAAAGCCUGCCUCUGUAGUUGUUUCUAAACCUUCAGAAUUGGAAGGUCAUUUAUUUUUAAAAGAGGAACUUGACACUACACAGUCUGUUAAGACUGGGUCACCUGAAUGGAACAAAGAAUGUUCACAACCUCUUCAUGCUAUAAAGCAGGACCUGAAAUCUGUGCAAACUACACAUAAUAAACAAAAACCCAAUCUAGAACAACUCAAGCUCAUAGGGUAUAGCACAGCUUCAUCUCAAAAGCAUAAGGAUGCAGAUUCAUCCACAGAGAGCUCAAAGGAUUUCAUUGAGCAUAAGAGUGCAACAAAUAAAGAAAACUCCGUAGCUUCUAGAAUUAGGAUGUUUGAACAAGGUGAAAUGUACAGCUCACUUUCUGAUGAACCAGAUGUUGCCUUAACAGGAUUCCACGAUAGUUGUCCAGGCAGUGAAAUACCAAAAGAUUCAUCAAACAUAGAACUACACAAAGAUACAUUUUUGGAAAACAGCUGUGCAAAAUUAAUAGUGGCUUUGCAACCUUCAGAUGGCAAAACAAAAGACCCUGGAGGGACAUCAGACAUGGUCUACCUCGCUGAAAAUCAAGGCACAAGUGAGGGAGAACCAUCUCAGCUGUCAUCUUGGAAGGAAGAUAUUUCUCUUGGAUCUGAGCAAGGAGGAGAAAGAGAAGCUGAACUGGCUUCUCCUGAUUCUGGCUGUGAAAUCACUUUGGCAGAAGCUGUGGUAACUCCCACAUGAACUGUCCCAUUGGAAAGUUCAUAAAGCAUGUUGUGUGACACGUCUUUAUGCAUCAUGUGCCAUGGCUUUAAACAUGGCCAUUGAUUGAAAACUGCUGCUUGCAUCCCUUGUCCUUUCUGUAUGUGUGUGUGACCUGGCUCAGUUACUGAAUGCAAACCUCCUGGCCCAGGCAGCUCAUCAGCUUUUGAAGUGUUUCUGUGUGAGAGAGAGGGAGAGAAAGGGAGAAAACUUCUAAAGAUUUGGCUACCUAGAGAAUGCCAGCUGCUAAGUUGAAACUAGUC